UGCCGAGUUCGCAACGCUCAACAAACCCAUAACGGCUCCUGAUCUCCGAAAACUCAUAGCCUACACAAGGAUAACUGUGUUGCGGCCCAUCGUGCCGUUUAAAGGCUUGGUCUCACUUUAUAGUGUACUACAUAAAGCCUCCGUCAAUCCGAACUGUGGCUCGAUCUUGGUGACUGGCAGUGAUGCUCGGACUUUCUGGCGAUUCCUCAGAGUCGCUAUGGACGAGAACCUCUCGAAAUGUGCGGAAAUAUGUCCGCAAGGCAAAUAAAGCAAUUAUGCGCUCUCACCGGGUUCGCAUUCCGAAGUGUGAUAUGCCUAUACGGUUCCGACCGUGGUUCCUCGUCUUCACCGCACUCAUCAUGCUCGUGCUCGCAUUCCUCGGAUUCACGAACUUCUCGCAUUCCCUACCGCUGAACGACAAACUCCUGCACUUUAUUUGUUUGUGCACCGCCACCGCCGUUUUCUACUUCAUAUUCGAUGUGGAAGAAGAUGCCCGCCGUGUAUGGUUCUGGCGUAGUGCGCCUCUCAUCAUUACCGGAAUUACCUGUUUUCUCGUUGGAGGUAUUGUCAGCGAGUUUGUCCAAGCUAUGCUUCCGUCCAAAGAGUUUCAGAUUGGCGACAUUGCGGCCAAUCUUCUGGGCUCUAGCAUAGGCUUGUACAUCUCAUACUAUCUCGAACGAUAUUAUCGCAAGAGACGCGAAAUUUCUCGACUGUACCGUCCGCUUAAUGACGACACAGCGCCAACGGAUGAUGAAGACGAGGAGGAAAGCGCGCUUCAGCUCCUUCCAAGUCAUUACCAGCCAAGCUCGCGAAGCACGCCGAAAAACGGUCGUGCGAGCACCUCAAAGGCGGACGCAGGUCCGAUUCGCUUGGGCGACGUUUGGAACGAAGGCGAGGAGCUGUUUGGCAUCGGCGAGGAUAGCGACGAGGAAGAC
Molecule: messenger RNA, 935 nt
Organism: Laetiporus sulphureus 93-53
Lineage: Eukaryota; Fungi; Basidiomycota; Agaricomycetes; Polyporales; Laetiporaceae
Exons: 6
Source: RefSeq, a predicted model, not a curated record